CCAGCCCUUUCGCUUGCUUCCCCAUUAGGCAAGGUGACGAGAUGUUUCGCACCAGUUUCAUUAAAAUUUCACCAGCAAGCAUAAUGCACCAACGAGAUGGUGUUUCCUCGUGCCUCUCCCCCUCCGGACCACCGAAAGGCAUUUUACUUUAAGGGCUGAGCUUUACCCUGCUCAUUUCCGCUCGAUACUCCACAGCCGGGCAAGGAUCAAAGGCUCACAGACACAGAUAGCAGAGGCCUGGCAAAAAUUGACUAAUGAAAAUCACAACCCAGAGGUGAAGGUGGAGGCUAAUUAACCUUUCUGGUAGGACCGGAGUUUCUGGGAGUGUUUUCCUUGCUGUGGUUUUUUUGUGCUGACUGUUAGGCAGUUGGGUCGAGUGAGGAAGAGGAGGGAAAUAUCUUACGCUCCAAGGUGGCCCCACCUUUCCCGGAAAGUGAUUCGCGAAUCUUGGGCGCUUCCCAGUGCUCGCGGCAACACUUUAAUUGAAUUAGGAUCACAAGAAUGGAAAGCUUUCGGGGGUUUGCGGUACUAAAUCUCCUGGUGUUUCGGUGCUAAUGAUACCAGCUGUAAUCGCGGUUGCCUUUUGCGUUAAUGACGGGUUUCAAGAUGAUUCAAGCUAUUGUAAUUAAUCAAUCGAUUUAACAAUGAUAUCAAGAGAUUAAACUAAUCAAACAACUCAAAUGAUGGCUCCCUGAGACACCAAACGCCCGAUCUUUAAGCUUGUUGCUUCAUGCUCCAACCAACUCUCCCACUAGAAAGUCAACCAUCAGAAUAGGCUAUGUGGAGUGCAAAAGACAAAAACAAAAAAAAAUCAAGUUUGUUCGGCUUUUAAUAGCUUCAUAACCUUUCCUUGGGGAGACCAUUCCGUUUGCCGAUGCAUUAAAAAUGAGCAAAAUUCCAACUCAGCAGCAGUACAAGCAGCGUCAGAGCAGCCUUCCAAACCCCGGCAUAACCCACGCACCGUCAGAACAUCCCCCAGAGGAAAUGGUUGCCGGUAAUGGCGGUGAAAAAGGCAAUCGGAACUUUCCAUCACACCACUGCUCCGUCAGCCAUGAUGUGGACCUGGUGAAGCUGCUAAUAUCCGCCAACACCGUACCACGCAGGCUCGCUCGCUGGUGGCGCCGGCUAUGCCUGAUCGAUCAUCACAGCCCCAUCGCGAGGCUCGCCUUUCGCAGCGAUACGGCAAUCAAGCGCGAAAUGUCACGCCAGCUUACCUACUACCCGGGCACGAUACAUCCGCUGAGCUAUUUCCGCUUCAUCUGGAACUGUCUGAUGAUAGUAACAUUCGCGAGCGUCUUCCUGCUGAUACCGUACGACAUAACGUUUCUGUACCGGAUCGAGGACUACUAUCCCUUUACCGCGUUUCAUAUGGUGCUGUUGGGCGCGGAUUUCAUUUGCCUGGUUGAUGUGGUGAUAAACCUGUACACCGGGACGUACGACCGCCAAACGCAGCGUGUCGAUCUGAACAUGAGCGGCGUCCGGAAACGUUACCUGCGCUUCUGGUUCUGGAUCGAUGUCAUCACCUCGGCACCGGAUCCACUGUUGACGAGGCUCAUUCCCACCACAACGUUCGACAACUCGCUGGUGUACUGUCUGCAUCGGCUCAACUUCCAUGCCGGCUGCCUGUGGGAUCUGUGGAGUCUGCUGUCGGUGAUGAAGAUCUUCCGCUUCCGGACGUUCCUGCGCUACAUCCGCGGCCUUUGUGAGUGGUUCGGGCUGCGGCGCAAGGUGAUCAAGUUCAUCGCCAUCCUGGCCACCGUGCUGACGGUGUUCCAUUGGAGCACGUGUCUAAUGUUUCUGGUGCUCCGGUUAGCGCAGGGAACUGAUCCAGCCCAGAUCGAUCAGCGCUCCUGGACGAUGAAAAUAUCGUUCUGGAAUCAAACGUCUUUGGUUCGCUACAUGGAAUGCUCCUACCGCACGCUGUACACCGUGGCACACAUCACGCACGACUUCAGCGAGUCCAUGACCUACGACGAUAUGCUGAUGUCCCUGGCCUACACCAUCAGUGGCUACAUCCUCAAGAUUUACCUGCUAGCGGAGUUGCUUAUUUUCAUACGCAUUCUGUUUUCCAGCGCCAGCAAGUAUCACGAGUAUCGGUACGAGCUGAGCAACUACAUGCGCCACGAGCAGCUGCCGGCCGCGCUGCAGCAGCAAAUCUUGAGCUUCUACGACUUCCGCCAUCCGAAGAUCUACAGCCGCUGGUCGCUGAUCCGGUCCGUGCUGGGGGAGCAGCUUUACGGAGAGAUGCGCAUGCAGCUGGUAGGACCGCUGCUUCGGGGCUGUCCCCUGUUUCGGGCCGUGUUUACCGACCAGCAGCUGAUGGCGUUGGCACUCGGCAUGCAGUACCAGCUAUUCAUGAGGAACGAUAUUAUUGCCCGAUGGAACGGUGACGAGCGGGCCUGGCACAUGGUGUUCAUCGUGUCCGGCACGGUCGCCCUGUACACGAGCGGCUGGCAGAAGGUGCUGCACCUGGAGGAUGGGGAGCAUUUCGGAGAAUUUCAGCUGCUCUUUGAUGCGAACACGGUGAAAUUCCCCAACAUGGUAGCGGUGGAAAACUCUCAGCUUUAUAUCUUGUCCCGGGACUGGUUGGAACGGUUUCUGCAACCGCACCCAGCGCUGCGCCGGCAUCUAAUCGACCUGGCAACGGAACACCUGCACCAGAUGGAACAAAUGCAGCGUGGCAGCGUGCUGGAAGCGCUGGAACAUGUCGAGACGGUGCGAAUGCAACCCACCGCCGGCAGCAGUGCCAAGCCGCACCAGCGCUAGCGGCAACGAACGAACGAGUGCGCAGUGCGUUUCCUGCCCGGCCCGGAUGAAUAAAUCCCACCGUGGAGCCGCUUACCUGGGCCGCUUCCGACUGCCACCUCAAUCCGGGCCCCGGCGACAAUCAAUCAUUUCCGGAACUGGAGAGGAACAGUGCAGAGGUGGGUCGAUUUGAUUCUGUUUGCACCGAGCGAUGGUAACAUUAUUUCCCCUCCCAGAGCAACAUUGCCACCAGCCACCUUCCGCAUGGGAAACGGUAUUGUGUUGUUUGGUGGCGAUUUUUUUCUUCUCUCACUCGUUUUGUUGCCACUUUUCCGAUUUAUUAAUAUUAAGUGUGGCAAUCGCUACGCGAUCGCCGGCUGCUUCACCCAAGGAUGGCACCCGAGGCCCCCUUUCAAUGGUGCAAACGAAUUUAAUUAAAUAUUUCACUUUGAAGCGGCAUGUGCGAUGCGAAGUCGUUCAAACGGGUGGAGGGUGAGGCCCAAUAAAUCAGUUAACACGCGGCAGGUUGAAGAUACAUUUUGGGUCCACGUGUUGUUCAAUUCUUUACGCCACCCAAACGGAGCCGGAAGCCCUCUGAGCCGGAAGCCGGUAUGAGAGGUUUGAAGUCGAGGUGAAAUAUAUUACUCAAGAGCGAUGAGUUUGAGUGGGAAUCAAGCAAUAUGAGUGGAGGUAAUUAUUAAUUGAAAGCAUGGCGUUUGUGAUGCGGAUUUGAUUUCCCGUGCGCAUUUGGCACGCACGCAGAAACCCAUCUAAGUGGAUGUGAAAUGAAAUUAUGAGCCCUUGAAUGGGUGGCAGAAGCACCGUAAUGUAAGUGAGGGAUUGAUUUGGCUUAAAAACAUCACGAGCAAUUCAAUUUGUUCAUAUUGAACACGCGCGUGUGAAGAAGAUACAUGAACGAUAAGAAUCCUUCAUUAUUUAAUAAUUAUAUUCGUGGACUCGAUGCAAAAGGACACACGCUUGCGGACGCUAAAUACACUUCAGAGAUGAAAAUCAGAUAACACUUGGCCGUCAUACGGAAGAUGAUUGACAAUAGGGGUCGUUUUCAUUGUCACGAUGGGGGAAGGUUGCAUUGUUGCGUAGAAUGAGUUCUGGUUAUCCGCGCUUGGGUCAUUUUUAGUGUGUCUUUGAUGUUUUGAACAACUACGUAAUGGAUUUGGCUGGCCAUGACAGGCUAAAAUUGAAACUGUUCCGAGUAAUGCAGAUGGAUUAUCUCUCAAAUCAUCCCUUCCGUGCAACUCAUUACGAUGUACGUAUUGAAGAAACAAAAGAAAGG
Anopheles gambiae (African malaria mosquito) is the source of this 4039-nucleotide messenger RNA. RefSeq names its product potassium/sodium hyperpolarization-activated cyclic nucleotide-gated channel 2. NCBI's taxonomy places the organism in Eukaryota, Metazoa, Arthropoda, Insecta, Diptera, Culicidae. The coding region runs from base 886 to 2766 and encodes 626 amino acids. The transcript is spliced from 10 exons. The record is from RefSeq and is a predicted model, not a curated record.